AAUGGAAAAAACAAAGUGGCAUGAUCGGCUUUUCGGGAAAAAGUUGAUAAAAUGUGAUUCUGUCAACAACUCGAACAACUAUGAAUUGAUUUCAACUGGUGAAGUUCUUGCAAAAGCAAGCAUAACCGGAGUUUACUUUUCUUUUGCCAAUAUAAAUCUGCAGAGCGAUGAGUUUAUAGAAAAGCUGAGGGAUUUAUACGGUAGAUUGAAAGGUGAAAGUUGCUGUGAUGAAAAGAAAUUCGAAGUGAUUCAGGUUGUAAUGUGGGCCCACAACGACAACUAUGGUGAUAUUGAAAGUAGCCACAGGGAAAGUUUAAUGGGGUUGCCAUGGUUUGCAGUACCGUUUAGUGAAAUAGAUUUGAAGACAAGACUUUCAAGAAGGUACAGAAUAAAAUCAGGAGUACCAACAUUAGUACUGUUAGGACGAGAAGGUAUUACAAUAAGUGUAUCAGCCCAAGAGAGGCUGUUGGAAGAUCCCUGUGGAACAAAUUUUCCUUGGAGACCACGACCUGUUGAUCAAGUAUUGAAAGAUGUGGUACUCCAACCUGGUGGCACGUACCCUUCAGAACACAAAAAUUUUACCAAAGAGGAUAUCAGAUAUGGUGAUCUACCAGAUAGUAUCAAAGGUUUCUAUUUUUCUGCUAACUGGUGUCCCCCUUGCCGAGCAUUCACUCCACAGUUGGCGGAAGUAUAUAGGCUCAUUAGAAAAAAGGAACCAAAUUUUGAAAUCAUUUUUGUUAGCAGUGAUAG
Leptinotarsa decemlineata (Colorado potato beetle) is the source of this 750-nucleotide messenger RNA. RefSeq names its product nucleoredoxin. Gene Ontology annotation, biological process: negative regulation of Wnt signaling pathway; negative regulation of protein ubiquitination. Gene Ontology annotation, molecular function: thioredoxin-disulfide reductase (NADPH) activity. NCBI's taxonomy places the organism in Eukaryota, Metazoa, Arthropoda, Insecta, Coleoptera, Chrysomelidae. The record is from RefSeq and is a predicted model, not a curated record. Gene Ontology annotation, cellular component: nucleus.